GCGUUUUGUACUGUAUAAAUAGCCGAGUGUCGUUACCAGUUGUCAUCAGUCACAUCCAGUGCUCCAUCAGCUCAACACACAGCUACAGCAGAUUCCCAAAUAGAAGCGAGAAAAUGGCUGCUAUGAAGAUGACAUUAGGAUUGGCUGUGCUGAUGAUCGUCGAGUACGCCCUGGCCGUGGAAUACAGCUAUUACCAGGCCGAGCCCGAGCACUACGCUCCCGCCAAGUACUCGUUCGAGUACGCCGUGAAGGACGAGCACACCGGAGACAUCAAGAGCCAGCACGAGGUGAGGGAGGGCGACUCGGUCAAGGGAUACUACACCCUCGUGCAGCCCGACGGCAAGAAGAGGAUCGUCGAGUACACCGCUGACAAGAAAUCCGGGUUCAACGCCAUCGUCCACUACGAGGGUGAAGGCAAAUACCACUCCGCCACCAAGUACUCAGCUCCUGUUGCCACCUAUGUAGUUCCUGAAGUCAAAUACGAAGCCCCAGCUCCGGUUUACAAGUACGGAGCCCCAACUUACAAGUAUGAAGCCCCCACUUACAAAUACGAAGCACCCACUUACAAGUACGAAGCUCCCAGCUACAAGGCCUACUCAUCGGCAUCCGUACACACUCCUCACUACUCCUACAAGAUCUCAACAUAAUUAAGUUCACUAAGUCAACAAUAUAAACUUCAUAUCGAUGCAUAGACAUAGAGCGAACCUCUUUAUUUAUAAUUUUUGUACCUUUGUAAUAAAAUAUUCUUGACUUAAA
Nilaparvata lugens (brown planthopper) is the source of this 756-nucleotide messenger RNA. Its product is annotated as cuticle protein 7-like. The transcript has 2 exons. The coding region runs from base 114 to 647 and encodes 177 amino acids. Gene Ontology annotation, cellular component: extracellular matrix. The record is from RefSeq and is a predicted model, not a curated record. NCBI's taxonomy places the organism in Eukaryota, Metazoa, Arthropoda, Insecta, Hemiptera, Delphacidae.